Molecule: messenger RNA, 768 nt
Organism: Drosophila novamexicana
Lineage: Eukaryota; Metazoa; Arthropoda; Insecta; Diptera; Drosophilidae
Product: atrial natriuretic peptide receptor 3-like
Exons: 3
Coding region: 1-768 (255 amino acids)
Molecular function (GO): signaling receptor activity; peptide hormone binding
Source: RefSeq, a predicted model, not a curated record
AUGGAGCAGUUGUUGUUGUUGCUGCUGUUGUGGCUGCAGUGCCUGGGCAGCUGCCAGGCCAGGUGUCGGGACGAGCCGCCGCGUGAUUGUGAGGCCAUCUGCGAUAAGACCGGCGGCAACUGUUCCAUACGGGCCCUGGUGCUGCUCCCAAAUGACGAUGGGUACGAGGCGUCGCUGCAGCGCGUGCUGCCAAUUCUGAAGGUGGCAGAGCAGCAGAUCCGUGCCACAUCGCUGAUACCAUCGUAUAUUGACCUGGAGUGGCUUGCCCACGACACCAAGUGCGAUGCCUCGCUGGGCGUCAUCCGGGCCAUGGAUGGCAUCAUUAAGCAGUGUGCGCAGAUUAUUUUUGGACCUGUCUGCGACUAUUCGCUGGCUGCUGUAAGUCGCAUUACCAAGUAUUUCAAUAGCCAGGGCACGCCCCUCAUCACCGUGGGCGGUUCCACCUACGACUUUGAGCAGAAGAAAACCGAUUGUGGCGAUGAGUUUUAUAUGCUACUGCGCACAGGAAUGCUCAGCUUUGAGUCCUUAUCCGAAUUGACUAUAAAUGUGAUGAAGCAGCACAACUGGUCCCAUUCUAUUUUCUACUAUGAACGCGAUGGUCAGCGCAACGUGGCAGGCUUGCACACCUGUUUUCUUAUGAUGAAAUCCCUCGGCAAACAGAUGCGCAACGAAAACAUGACCUUUGCCCAAUAUCCGCUUGAGCCAAAUAUCACGAAUCGGUCGGAGGAAAUGCGCCGCGAAAUUGGCAAUAAACAUUCAAGUAAGUAA